AUGUUAAAAAAAAUAUUACUCUUAUGGACAGCAGCGUUAUGUGCGUUAGCCAUCGAUCCUAUUGAAGUCAAAGGAAACGCAUUUUUUGUCAAGAGCUCAGGCAAGAGGUUUUAUAUUAGAGGCGUGGACUACCAACCUGGUGGCUCGUCAGAGCUUGAAGAUCCUCUCGCAGACACAGACGUAUGCGAAAGGGACAUUCCUUAUUUUAAGGAGUUAGGCAUAAAUACCGUCAGAGUCUAUUCAAUAGAUAAUACAAAGAACCAUGAUAAGUGUAUGAGCCUUUUAGCUGAUGCUGGUAUCUAUGUUAUCCUUGAUGUUAACAUUCCUGAUGCCUCUAUAUCCAGGUCAGAUCCUGUAUGCUCAUACAACACCAUGUAUUUGGAACAGGUUUUUGCAACGGUCUUAAAGAUGUCCAAAUAUAAUAACACCCUUGGAUACUUUGCAGGAAAUGAGGUUAUCAACGAAGAUUACACAUAUCCAGCCUCUUAUGUCAAGGCUACGGUCAGAGAUAUGAAGAAUUUUAUAAAGAAACAAAAAUUGAGAGCUAUUCCGGUUGGUUAUUCAGCUGCAGAUGUUGAACAAAACAGAUUAGAAACUGCUCACUAUUUCAAUUGUGGUGAUGACGAAAUGGCCAGAGUCGACAUCUUUGGUUUCAAUGAUUAUUCAUGGUGUGGACGUUCUUCUUUUCAAUUAUCUGGCUAUGACCAGAAAGUCGAAGCUUACUCAAACUACUCUAUUCCGUUAUUUUUGUCUGAAUAUGGUUGCAACAAGGUCACUCCUAGACCUUUCACGGAAGUGGAGAGUAUAUAUUCAGACAAAAUGACUUCCGUUUUUUCGGGUGGAUUAGUUUAUGAAUAUUCUCAAGAAGCAUCUAACUACGGCUUGGUCAAGCUUAGUGGCAAAAAGGUCACCACCACAGACGAUUUUGACAACUUGAAGUCUGAGUUUGAAAAGACAAAGAACCCAUCAGGUGAUGGAGGAUACCAGAGUGAUUUAUCUUACUCUAAUUGUCCCAAGAAAACCUCUGAUUGGAACGUUACGUCUGAUAUCCCAGAUACUCCUAAAGGUGCUUUGAAGUUUAUUAGAGGUGAUGCGACUCCACAAGGCUCAGGGUUUGAUGCAUCGACUCAGUGGGCUUGUGUUGCAAAGGGAAAUAACGUCGAUUCUAGUUCGUCUUCAUCAUCCUCCUCCUCCUCCUCCUCAUCAUCAUCAUCAUCAUCGUCUUCUGGCUCUGACAGCUCAUCUAGCCAUGCUUCAUCUAGCAGCCAAUCCUCAAACUCGGGAUCUCUGAAAAGCUCUUUAGGAGUCUCUGGGAUUUCUGACUUAUCUACCGUUCUCUUGGCGUUUGCUACUUUAGGAGGAGCAAUCAUAAUUGCCUGA
Messenger RNA from Priceomyces carsonii, 1380 nucleotides. It is a transcript of the gene PGA4, whose product is annotated as 1,3-beta-glucanosyltransferase. Gene Ontology annotation, cellular component: plasma membrane. The coding region runs from base 1 to 1380 and encodes 459 amino acids. Gene Ontology annotation, biological process: fungal-type cell wall organization; fungal-type cell wall (1->3)-beta-D-glucan biosynthetic process. Gene Ontology annotation, molecular function: 1,3-beta-glucanosyltransferase activity. NCBI's taxonomy places the organism in Eukaryota, Fungi, Ascomycota, Pichiomycetes, Serinales, Debaryomycetaceae. The transcript has a single exon. The record is from RefSeq and is a predicted model, not a curated record.